UGCACUGUUAACUAAAACUGACGGACAAGAAUUUCACUGCUGUUAUGAAUUUAGGUACUUUUAGUAAUAUUGUGUUUAAAUCUAUUUUGAGUUAUUAAUUGUGUUUCUAAUGCUUUGUGAUUAGUUUUUCGUGAGUUUGAAAGGAUAUAGUAGAAGUCAUCACAAAUGUCACACUUGAAAUGUUCAGCACGUCCAGGAUCCUCUACAAUGAGUUGAAUUCUGCAGCUUGGAGAGCUGAGCUCCACUCCCCGCCCUCCCCUCCCCAGCGAUGUCUGCUGGCUUGGAACUAUCUAGUUUCAAAUCCGGAAAGUCCUGGGAAUCCUCAUCUUCAAAACAACCUCCUGACAAAGAUGAUCCAGAGGAUCGCAACAACCUGGUUGGAGAGAGAGAGAUGGACACAGUGGAUUGCGGGUUUGAGGGUAACCCGGACAUCCGAGUCAUCCUCAUCAACCGUCCACAGCCCAACAAGUUCUGCACCAACCAUAUCCACACGGCGAAAUACAGCGUCGUAUCGUUCGUGCCUAGUUUCCUGUUCGAACAGUUCAGACGCUAUGCCAACUGUUUUUUCCUUUUCGUUGCUUUGAUGCAGCAAAUACCUGAUGUUUCGCCUACAGGACGUUACACAACUUUAGUUCCUCUUAUAUUUAUUCUUCUAGUAUCAGCAUUGAAAGAAAUCGUUGAAGAUUAUAAGCGACACAGAGCGGACGACGAGAUCAACCACAGAGAAGUAGAGGUGCUGCGAGCGGGCAACUGGCAGUGGGUAGAGUGGCGACACGUCGUGGUUGGUGAUAUUGUCAAAGUGCACAACAACAACUUCUUCCCUGCAGACCUGCUAGUCUUAUCUUCCAGUGAGCCACAAGCCAUGUGCUACAUAGAGACGAUGAACCUCGACGGAGAGACCAACCUCAAGAUCAGACAAGGCCUACCGGAGACUGCCAAACUGUUGGAGACCAAAGACUUGGAGCUGUUCAGAGGAAGAGUUGAGUGUGAGCUGCCCAACAGACAUCUGUACGACUUCAGCGGCAAUUUGAAGGAGGGCGAGAAACAGGCUGUGCCGCUGGGGCCAGACCGUAUCCUACUGAGAGGAGCCAUGCUGCGUAACACCAGCUGGAUCUUUGGACUGGUCAUCUACACCGGACACGAGACCAAGCUGAUGAAGAACUCUACAUCUGCACCUCUCAAGCGGUCCACCGUCGACAAACAAACUAACACCCAGGUGCUGAUGCUGUUUAUCCUGCUCAUCGUGUUGUGUCUGUUGUCGGCAAUUUUCAAUGAGCUUUGGAAUCGUAGUCAUACAGAGCACACAUACAUUGGACUCGCAGAUGUUGUCUCUGUGAAUUUCGGCUACAACCUGCUGACUUUCAUUAUUCUCUACAACAACCUGAUACCGAUCUCGCUACAAGUGACACUGGAAGUUGUCAGGUUUGUACAGGCAACCUUCAUCAACAUGGACCUGGAUAUGUACCACGAGGAGUCUGACACUCCUGCGAUGGCUCGAACCUCCAACCUCAAUGAGGAACUUGGCAUGGUUAAGUAUAUAUUCUCUGACAAGACUGGUACUCUGACCAGGAACGUGAUGGAAUUCAAAGAAUGCAGCAUCGGAGAACAUCUUUACAGUCUACCAGCCACUGCAGACUUGGACGACUCCUUGCUCAUACAACACUUAAAGCGAAAUGACAAGCUGUCACAGACCAUCCGAGACUUCAUGGUGUUGAUGUCCGUUUGUCACACUGUCAUUCCGGAGAAACAACCAGACAACAAUGACAUCAUCUAUCAUGCCUCGUCUCCUGAUGAAAGGGCUCUACUUCAGGGAGCAAAAGCUUUUGGCUUUGUGUUCGACACAAGAACGCCUGAUUCUGUGGAAAUAGUCGCGCUGGGCAGCAGGGAGAAGUAUGAAAUACUAAGCGUCAUUGAGUUUACAAGUGCGAGGAAAAGAAUGUCAGUCAUAGUUCGAACACCAGAGGGGAAGAUCAAACUGUUUUGCAAGGGCGCAGACACUGUGAUAUAUGAAAGACUGUCUGCGAAUGGUCGAGCGUUUGCGGACACGACUCUCAAACAUCUGGAGGAGUUUGCGCAGUCUGGUCUGCGAACGUUGUGCUUCGCCUCUGUUGACCUGUCAGAGAGGUCGUACAAGGAAUGGAGGGAGUUGUACAUGAAGGCCUGCACGUCGAUACAGAACAGAGAGACAAAGAUAGAGGACGCGGCCAACAUGAUAGAGAAGGACCUGAUAUUGUUGGGAGCUACAGCUGUGGAGGACAAGCUGCAAGAGCAGGUGCCAGAAACCAUUGCUGCUCUCAUGAAGGCAGACAUCAACGUUUGGGUGUUGACGGGGGACAAGCAGGAGACAGCCAUCAAUAUCGGCUACUCCAGCAAACUCAUCAGCCACGGCACUCCGCUUAUCAUACUCAACGAGACUAGUCUUGAUGGUCUGCGGGAGGUAAUACACAGGCACUGCUCAGAGCUGGGCGAGGCGCUGGGCAAAACCAACAACAACCUGUGUCUGGUCGUCGACGGAGCAUCACUCAAGUUCGCCCUCACACACGAGCUGAGGCGAGAGUUCCUACAACUCUGCAUCAGCUGCAAGUCUGUGAUAUGCUGUCGCGUCUCACCCAUGCAGAAGGCGGAGGUGGUAGACCUGGUCACCUCUAACACUGACAGUGUGACUCUGGCUAUUGGAGAUGGAGCCAAUGAUGUAGCCAUGAUACAGAAGGCGCAUGUUGGUAUUGGCAUCUCCGGGGUGGAGGGACUACAGGCAGCGUGUGCCAGCGACUACUCCAUAGCACAAUUCCGCUUCCUACUAAAGCUUCUAUUCGUCCAUGGAUCGUGGAACUACCAUCGGCUCUGUGAGCUCAUAUUGUACAGCUUCUACAAGAAUAUCUGUCUCUAUGUGAUGGAGCUGUGGUUCGCCAUCUACUCCGGAUGGUCGGGACAGAUCCUCUUUGAAAGAUGGACGAUUGGUCUUUACAACGUGUUGUUCACCGCAGCUCCACCACUAGCCAUGGGUAUCUUGGAUCAGCUGUGUUCUGCCAACACCAUGCUCAGGUAUCCCAAGCUCUACGCUCACCGAUCGUUCCACUUUGACGUCGGAGUGUUCUGGGUGUGGAUCGUCAACGCUCUGUUUCACUCAGUUCUGCUGUUUUGGCUGCCGAUGUACGCAGUCAAGAACGACAUCAUUUGGAAAAACGGCAAAGAGGGCGGCUACUUGGUCCUCGGCAACAUGGUUUAUACGUAUGUGGUGGUCGCUGUUUGUGUCAAGGCAGGUUUGCACAUGAAGUACUGGACGUGGCUAACUCAUCUGGCCAUCUGGGGAUCCAUCGGUGCUUGGUUCUUGCUCAUUAUUGCUUACAGCCGAUUCUGGCCGACUAUCCCUCUCGGCCAAGUGAUGGCUGGUAUGGACCGUAUGAUAUUCACCUCUCCUGUGUUCUGGUUCGGCCUUAUCCUCAUUCCACUGGCUGUUGUCUUAAUAGAUAUCAGUGUUAUUGCUUUUAGGUCAACCGUGUUCAAGAGUCUGACAGAGUCUGUAAGAGAAAGUGAAAUCCGUAAGACUGACCCCAAUGCUGUUAUUGACGACAGCAAAAACUCGAUGUCCGAGACUGCUCGUCUGUUAAAGAAUGUUCGAAGUGUAUUCAACCUCCGAGCUACCCCCACCACCUCCCGUGUAAAUACCGAGGUUGAACUCAGGUAUGGUUUUGCAUUUUCCCAAGAAGAAGGAGGAGCGGUGGCUCAGUCGGAAGUUAUUCGAGCGUACGACACAAACUUGCCCAAACCCGGUGGGAUGUAAACAGUUGUGGAACAACAAUCAACAACAACCUUCCUGCCAUAAACAUUUUAGCUUUGUGAGGACAGGCAGACAAGAUGGUGCCAUGAUUGAUGAUGAAGUAGAUCAACCUGAUUUGUGUUGAUGCUGAUUCAACGAUUGUUGUUGUUCCAACAUCAACAACAGCUGAAAAACUUGUCAACGGUUGAAUCAAGCGUAUUUACUAGAUUUAAGAACGGUGUUUCAAACACAAUGUAUCAAUGCUUUGUGAUAUACCUUUACAGUCAUUGUCAAUUUUCUUGGAAUUAAUUGUAACUGAAGUGUGUGGACGGUUGAAUGUAUGUCUAAAGUACAUUAUUUUUACUAGUCAAAUCAAAAGAGUAUAUGGAUUGUACAAAUCUAUGUCAUUUUAAACUUGUGAUUUCAGUGUUUGUGGUAAAUCGCAAUCUUAUUUUCUUAGAACAAAGUUAUCCAUGCUUGAAGAUGCCUAUUGUUGUAUUUUGGAAUAAUCCUACAUAUUAGGCUACGUAUAGAUUUUUGGUCAAACGAGUAUUCUUUUAUCUUCAAAAAAUCAUUGAACAUAAAAGUAGGUUUUUUUUUCAAAUUGAGUGAACUAAUUUUACUUGCUUAAAAGAUUAAUAUUGAUUUCUUUAGAUAAAUUUAAGCAGAAUUUCUGCUUUACAAGGUUAAUUUAUAACCCACAUUAUAGAAAUAUUUACAGUUUUAAUUUUCUUAGAAUUUUGGUGUAUUGUGAAAUAUUUUAAGAAAUUUUUAUUGUUGUCACAGAUCAAGCUAAUACUUGCUUUUGGAAAAAUUUUAGAUAUAAAAAAAUGCAUAUAGGCAUUCCACCAAUUUAAUCAAGUACUGUAGGCUAUUUGAUUUCAUUUUAGCUUUCAGUGCAUUAAUAUAAAAUACAGUACCUAUAUAUAUUUUAUUUUUAUUUUAUACAACUCAAUUUUUUACAAUAAAUAAGCUUAUAAAUCGUAUUAUUUACUUUUCUUGUGCAUUGGUCAUAACCAGUAAUUAUUUUUAUGUUUUAGAAACAAUGCAAGUACAAAAUGAAAAUAUUAAACUAUAUUUUAUUGCUUGGUUUUAUAAUAUUGAAACCAAAACAAAUUUUGUGUAACAAUUUGCCCACAUAACAUCACUAAAACUUGCAUUUCCAUCAUUUAUUUGCUUGUUCUGACUGAAAACUAACAAACAAAUUAGUAGUUUCCAGUAAAACCAUUUAAAAUAAAUUAACAUUUGCUUGGGUUUGUAAUACGGCUGGCUAUUUAUGUUUCUAUUCGUAAUUUGGGGUCAACUCAUUUUUAUCUUCAUCGUAAUUAGCUAACAGAUUCGAUCUGUUAAUUUCUAGUCAUUUUUUGUUUGUGUACUAGCCUACUUAAUUGUGAACUGUAAAAAUAUACCAUCUACAGUAAAACCCGGCUGAAAUAAAGGGUCAAGGCCAAUUUGAAUAGCCUAUUUUUUUUCUCAUAAAAAUAUAUCUACUGUAUCUUACAAAACAUAUCCAUUUUAAACUGAAUCUAUUUAUUCACAAAAUCUACUUCUUGAAGUAAUCAGCUGUUUCUAUAGCGUACUCUCUAUAUCCAUCACAGUAAUAGAUCCUUUUUGUCUCUUCAAUUAAAUUCCAUUGGCCGACACCCAAGCCACACUCCUGAUGAAAAACUUAUUUCCCACUUGAUUUAAAUUUUUCAUUAUAGUCUCAGUUUAAUGGUCUACAAUUAAUACCUGUUUUACUGUAAUUUAACCAAUUUAAAAAAAUAAUCAGGUAUUGGCCUAAGUUUUUUUUAAUGUGUUAAAUGUUGCAAACGUUAAUAUAUUCUUUCAUAACGGGUAUUACUAGAAAUAUACUUAACACCUUUGAAGUCCACUAAUUUGGACUCUUGUUAUUCAAUCAGAGUAUUUAGAAUGAAGUUCCUUCGCCAAACCAAUGAAGCUUUGUUUCGUUAACUAUAUUUUUUUAUUUGUUAUAGUGUUUUGUUUCAGUAAAUCAAUUGUUAUGUUGCACUGUGUACAUUUGUGGAUUUAGGAUGAACAAGUUCAAGUUGUAGACAAUUUUGACAAUGUUGGAAUUAACGUUGGUAAUAUUGGUAGUACAGUAGGCCUAGUGCCAUAGGGCAUUACAUAGAUACAAAAUCGAGUUUUGGACGUUCACUUCUAUUUAUGAAUUUUACAUCUUGUACAACUUCUGUUCAUGUCAGAUCCACAUUUGAAAAACCAAAGAGGAAUGAAUAUUUACAAAAGUAUACAUUGUUUCAUAUAUUGAAAGUUUAUUAAAA
Macrosteles quadrilineatus (aster leafhopper) is the source of this 6039-nucleotide messenger RNA. RefSeq names its product phospholipid-transporting ATPase IA (gene ATP8A). The coding region runs from base 269 to 3781 and encodes 1170 amino acids. Gene Ontology annotation, cellular component: plasma membrane. The transcript is spliced from 25 exons. Gene Ontology annotation, molecular function: ATPase-coupled intramembrane lipid carrier activity; ATP hydrolysis activity; magnesium ion binding. Gene Ontology annotation, biological process: phospholipid translocation. Lineage: Eukaryota; Metazoa; Arthropoda; Insecta; Hemiptera; Cicadellidae. The record is from RefSeq and is a predicted model, not a curated record.